GCAAGAGAAAAAAACAUGCCCAAAAAAGCACACAAAGCUUGGCUGGAGGCGGCGGCAGGGCGAAUCUCCGCAGUCUCAGAUAACCCCACUCUCGCCACCAUCCCUUUCCCCACCUUCCCCAUCUCCCCCCGAACAAACCUCUCUCUUCCGACGCCAAACCCCUAGCUACCUAGUACGGCCAAUCCAUCCAUCCACCGAGCUAGCUCAAAUCGCCAGCCCCAGAUCCCUCCUCUCCGGGCCGCCGAUGACGACGACGACGACCGCCACCACCAAGGCGAAGCUCGGGGAGCUAGUGUGGGAGCACCGGCUGCGGGCGGCGGCCGCGGUGGCGCUCCUGGCGGCCGCCGUGGUGUCGGUGUCCGCCAUCGGGCCCCGGCUCGGCGCCGUGGUCUCCUUCUUCUGGCCGCUGCUCGUCUCCACCGCCUUCUUCCUCGUCGCCAUGACCGUGCUGCUCCGGAUCUCGCCGCCGCCCGCCGGCGCCGACGACUCCGGCAAGGACCUCGUCGACUUCGUCGCCGGCCCCCACCACAUGGACCACUUCCUCCCGGAGGCCUGCGCCACCGUCGAGGUGCCGCCGGAGAUCUAAGCAGAGCCGACCAGGCGGAGGAGAAGCAUCACACAGCGGCAGCGAGAUGGCGUCAGCGGGGUUGGCUGGUAGGGAUGUGGGGUAACCUGUGCGGGCCCACCUGGUAGUCGGGGGCCAGGCGCGGUGGUGCGGCCAUGGUUCCGGUAGGAUAUCCUCCGUCUCCGUGGUGUGGUGUACUGUGUACAAUACUGCCAAUUCAAUAAAAUUGUUACAGAUUCGCCCUGUC
Messenger RNA from Lolium perenne, 812 nucleotides. RefSeq lists its product as uncharacterized. The record is from RefSeq and is a predicted model, not a curated record. Lineage: Eukaryota; Viridiplantae; Streptophyta; Magnoliopsida; Poales; Poaceae.